Messenger RNA from Hydatigera taeniaeformis, 681 nucleotides. NCBI's taxonomy places the organism in Eukaryota, Metazoa, Platyhelminthes, Cestoda, Cyclophyllidea, Taeniidae. The record is from the annotation of a GenBank genome assembly.
AUGUUCCACCAACUCGGUCUCAUUUUGUUGGCCAUUGUUAUCUUCCAUUGCAAUGCUACGGUGGCGGUAGCUGACACUGCUCCUGAGAAUGUGCAACUUGAAGUGAUCGAUUCCUACACUGUGCGCAUGAGGUGGGAUCCGCCGCCACGUCCAGGAGGGCGCAUUAUUAACUACCAUAUCUUUUGGCGCCUCAACAACAGUUGGCAACAGACAAUUAUUGUUCCGCCAGUCACCAAUUACACGUUUGAAAGGUUGAAACCUCAACAAACAAUCGCAGCCCAAAUUAGUGCAUAUACGAAAUCAGGCGAUGGAGAUGAGCACACAACUCUGCAUUCACCCAGUGCCGAAGUCAAGCAAAUUAUCACUACCGUCCGUUCAACUCGGUCCUACACCUUCAAUAACUUGAAGCCAGGAACAACCGUUAGAGCUCGUGUCAGUGCGCACAGUCGUCCAGAUGGCAGAGGUGAACGCGACUUCUUCAGUCCCCUCAGCAGCGAAGCAGAAGUGAUCACACCACUCGUCAAAGGCACUCAAAUGCUGUGCUACUACGAGCAGUGCAACCGAGAGGGGCAACUGAUUGACAAUGCUGACAUCGUCUUCGUACCCGUAGACUUUGCGACUGUCAUUGCCAUCAUUGGCUGCAAUGUGUGGAUGCAUCAUCGUAGAGUGACAGCAAAGUAA